Molecule: messenger RNA, 3390 nt
Organism: Anopheles moucheti
Lineage: Eukaryota; Metazoa; Arthropoda; Insecta; Diptera; Culicidae
Gene: 5-HT2A
Product: D(2) dopamine receptor A
Exons: 7
Coding region: 573-3032 (819 amino acids)
Biological process (GO): serotonin receptor signaling pathway; G protein-coupled receptor signaling pathway, coupled to cyclic nucleotide second messenger; chemical synaptic transmission
Cellular component (GO): membrane; dendrite
Molecular function (GO): neurotransmitter receptor activity; serotonin binding; G protein-coupled serotonin receptor activity
Source: RefSeq, a predicted model, not a curated record
UAAAAGCUAAAUCUACAAAGCACCCGUCAAACGAAAUCCAUCCAAAAGCAUCUCGUCUCAUCAACUUGGUCGACAGAAAGGACAGCGCUAAAAUGGUGUACGAUAGCGAACAGUGGUUCAUCGGUGGUUUCACAUAAUGCUUGUAGAUGUGGCGUAAUUUCUUACCCAAACGUACUGCAUAAUACGGGUUGGGCUCGGAUCCGUUACUCUCAAAACCAUCUCCAUGUGCAAUUUCAAUUUAAAUAUUUAUUAGGCUUGUGCAGAGCUGGCGUGCUAAUAUGUAUUAUUUUCAUCCUCCACUGCUCUCUCCCGCUCGGUACACAGGCAUUUGACUUCAUUGCAUCGGUUCAGCUACUCCCCGGACACUUUCAUAACUGUUUGACGAAUGCGUUAGGAUGGACCGUUGGCAGCAUUGCAGCCGGGCUUUGGCAGUGAUCAGUCACCGCACCGGUACGCGCACCACGCUGAGCUGAGCUCGUAGCGAGAGGAAUUCUGUCUCGCGCGCGCUGAGAGUGUUUCUUCGUCUGUGUAACGCAUUUAAUCGAAGACGACAGUGUAGUGAAAAUUCCACCAUGGACGAUGGAGACAUCUUCGGUUGGUGGUGUGACAAUUGGAAAGCGUGGCGUUACAUGGUGUCCUGUGCCAGCUAUAGCAACAGUUCGUCUUCGCUCCUUUGGGGCCCCGACGUGCUGUGCCGGUUUGACGACGGAAGUGUACGGACAAGCACAGCCACCGGCACCGGUGACGGUGCCGUCGAGCUACGGACAGGAAAUAGUACGGCACCGAUCAGCCUUUACCAGGCAGCUACACAGUGCUAUCAAUCGUUUAAGUGUGCCCUGCAUUCCUUGCUUUCCGGCAGUGAUCGACACACCGAGGAAGUGCGGUGGAACGAUGCGCUGUACGAGUGUGCCCCCGAACCGGUAUCGCCGGCCAGCUGGCAGCUACCGGGUACGGGCUGCAGUGUGGCCGCCUCACACAACAUAACGCUGAUCGUGCGCCAAGUGUUCCAGCCAGUGUCGGAACUGAUCCUGAAGCUACCGAAGCUCUUACUCCAGCUGACCGAGGUCAGCUACGGUAGCUUAGAGCCGAUCGAUACCGAUCGUAUGAUAGCUGGAGGUUGCUGGAACGCUUCGCAAGCUCUCUUUUACGGUGACUCUAGUCGGUUGCUACAGCAACCGGACCCUGUUCCACAAUCAUCGCAGCCAUCGCGCCCCACCCCCACAGUGCAGUCCCAUCGACUGGUCUGCGGCAAUGCAACCGGUGCCGAGAGUUCGUUCUUCGAAAGUGAUGCGUUCGAGCUGGUGAGUGUGUCGUUGCUCGAGCCGAUCCAGUGCUGGAUGAAUAUUGAACUGCAGAAUGCACUGGUGAGCCACUCGUGGCUGAACGGUGUGGAGCAUUCGGUAGCGGCGCUGGCGAGCUGGAACCAAACACAGUUCAUCGAUGAGAUGCCAGUCGGUGGUGGUCAUUCGUCCCAGGACCGUUACGAGUGGAGUUUCCUGUUUGUGAUUUUGUUCAUAUUCGCCGGCGGACUGGGGAACAUUCUCGUCUGCCUGGCAGUGGCGCUCGAUCGCAAAUUGCAGAAUGUCACCAACUACUUUCUGCUGUCGCUUGCCAUUGCGGAUCUGCUCGUCAGCCUGUUUGUGAUGCCACUCGGCGCCAUUCCUGGAUUUUUAGGUUAUUGGCCAUUCGGAGUCACGUGGUGCAACAUCUACGUUACAUGUGAUGUGCUGGCCUGUUCGGCGAGCAUCCUGCACAUGUGCUUCAUUAGUCUCGGCCGUUACCUGGGGAUACGGAAUCCGCUCGGCAGUCGCCAUCAUUCGACAAAGCGCUUGACGGGAAUAAAGAUUGCAUUAGUAUGGCUGUUGGCAAUGCUAGUUUCCAGCUCCAUAACCGUUCUAGGCAUGAUCAACCAAAACAACAUCAUGCCCGGCCCAAACGAAUGUGUCAUCAAUAAUCGAGCCUUCUUCGUGUUUGGCUCGCUGGUAGCAUUUUACAUCCCCAUGGUGAUGAUGGUCGUAACGUACGCACUGACCGUGCAGCUCCUACGCAAAAAGGCGCGGUUUCUCGAACAGCAUCCGGAGGGCGAACUAUUCCGAAGACUGGGAGGACGCUUGGCAUCUUCCAAACACUCCAAUAACUCUCAAAGUGAUGGCUCCUCCACUUCUAAUAAAGCGGUCGAGAUGAAGAAAUUCACCGUCAAUAACAAUAAGCAGCCGGCAUACUCGCAGCACGACUCGUCGCCACCGUCUUCGUUGCCGUCGGUGGCAGCCGCACAUAGUGCGCUUCCUUGGCGAUGGCAUGGCGCCACCACCGGCACCAGUAAAUUAGACAGAAUGAGCUCAAUCAAAGGCAGCAUGUCGCAUCCGCACCUUGGCUACAGUAACGGCGGAAACCGCACGAUCAUCGGCGGUGGCAAACGCUCCCGAACCGUCUGUGACCAGGGCACCCAAACGCCGGACAGCAUCGAGCGUGAAACGAGGCGCCAAAAAUUCUGCUCCUUCCGGAUACACCUCAACAGCGUCCCGACGCCAGCGAUAAAUUUCAAUUUGAAGUUUCUUGGCAGCAAAAAGCGCACCAACUUAUCGGCGAACGCGGUCGCUACGGAGCAGAAGGCCACCAAGGUGUUGGGUUUAGUGUUUUUCACAUUCGUGUUUUGUUGGGCCCCGUUCUUUAUUCUAAACAUUAUAUUUGCCGCGUGUCCGGAGGCAAAGGUUCCGGAGAGGAUUGUCAGCAUAUGUCUCUGGUUAGGUUAUGUUUCGUCGACGAUAAAUCCUAUCAUUUACACGAUCUUCAACAAAACGUUCCGGGCCGCGUUCAUUCGCCUGCUGCGCUGCAGAUGCGAACGCUCUGGACGACCACCAAGAUAUCGAUCGGUUACGGAUAGCCGCGGUGCGAUUAGUCUCUGCACACCGUCAGCCUUACCGUUAGCCAUAUCACUGCAAGGGUCAUCACUACUCACGCCUUCCACUACGCAGGCCACUCCUCUAAGCGACUUUCGCGGAAGUUACGAAAUCACGGACGACGAUUGUUGAACAAGAUCGAGUUGAUCCGUAGGGUCCGUAUUAAAUUUGUUCCAAAUGUUUGGAAGCAACGGCUUCCUGCUCGAACACAUGUAGCCUGUAGUUCAGUAUGUAACCGAAUGUACAAACUACCACACCUGUCAGUCGGCAGUUUCACUCCUCCCUACCACCCCCUUCCAUAAAUACCCGUCCCAGAACGUACAAAUAAGUUCACUGAUCCUACCGAUGGCAGUUGAAUAGCAAUCAUUUUAAAUACUUAAAAAUGUACUAGCACAUAACUGUUACGGAACUCCACCAAAUAAGGCUUAUAGGCAAGAGAAAUAAGAAAAUGACAGUAUUUUGUAAGGCAAUUAGCGUUGUUUGAACUGUG